This is a messenger RNA of Harmonia axyridis, 2875 nucleotides long. Its product is annotated as adenylate kinase 7-like. The record is from RefSeq and is a predicted model, not a curated record. Gene Ontology annotation, molecular function: ATP hydrolysis activity; AMP kinase activity; ATP binding. Gene Ontology annotation, biological process: nucleobase-containing compound metabolic process. NCBI's taxonomy places the organism in Eukaryota, Metazoa, Arthropoda, Insecta, Coleoptera, Coccinellidae. The transcript has a single exon. Bases 40 to 2466 code for a protein of 808 amino acids. Gene Ontology annotation, cellular component: cytoplasm.
UUUCAAAAUUUUCGAAAACAAACGUCAAACUAGACAAACAUGUCGACCGUUGAAACUGAAAUUGCGGGUACUGUUGAGGAAAACAAAUCCGAAGAAGAACUAACAUCUUACGUUCCUUAUCGCAUUUUCAUCAAUGAUGUCGAUGCCUACAACGCAAAAUAUAUCAGUUCCUAUCUCACCGACCAAUACUAUGGGGAGAAGAAGGUAGAAGAAUACAUACCGAUGAUAGGAGAGGGAGGUGCUCCUGGAGAAGAUGCUGCUAAGACGGAAAUUGAGGAUGAGAGGCACAAAUAUGAAGUUAUAGGCACCUUGAGUUCAUGGAUUUCUCAAAAGUCAGAGGAUGUCCUCUAUGUUGUCGACAAGAAUGCUGGGAAUUUCGAGGAAGAAUUGGACAACUGUGGUAUCAUAAUAUACGACAUCACAAGAAACCCUGCUGUAAUACCUAAGGCUAUAGAAACCCUUAAAUAUCUGGUAGAACAAUUUGAUGUACUCAAAAAAGUUGGCCCUAAGACUUAUAGCAGCAGUCCGAAAAACCAGAUCUUCAUCUUAAUUUCUACUAUAAUGACUUGGGCUAAAACAAAAAAUUUAUUUAUGGAGGAACCAGGACCUUUCAUAGACAGCCACUAUAGAAGGAGAAAACCCCACCCGAACUAUAAAGAAUACUUGGCAUGUGAACGAGAAGUGAUAGCUUUAGGAAAAAAACACAAAAAUAAACUAAAGACAUAUGUGAUAGCUGCAGGUUUCACUUAUGGUUAUGAAGAAGAAUCCAUGGAUUUUCUCUUCAAAUUGGCAUGGUCAAAUGUACAACAUCUACCUAUUUUCAAUAAUGGUUCCAAUUUUAUACCUCUUAUCCACAUAUCAGAUUUAUCGCGAAUAAUUGGAUGUUUAAUAAAAAAUCCCAUUGCCUCAAAACGGUAUAUAUUAGCAGUGGAACCAAUCCCUGCAAGAUUGAAAAACAUUAUCAAGGCAAUAAGUAAAGGGCUAGGAAAAGGGUAUAUGAAAGAAGUACAGAAUUUAGAAGAAGCAAUGGCUUUCAACGGAAUGACUGAACGAAUAUAUGAUCAGUUAACAAUCAACUUAAAAAUGGAUCCAGUUCUAGUUCAAGAUAAGUUUCAAAUGGAAUGGGGGUACGAAUCGGGAUUCGUAGCUAAUGUUUCUACGGUAAUAGAAGAACUAAAAGAUUCACGAGGACUCACACCUAUCAAGAUAGUUAUGCACGGUCCUCCGGGGUCCGGAAAAACUCUACUGGCUAAAAGAAUUUGCGAAGAGUACGGAUUACACUACGUGUCCAUAAAAACUCUGAUUGAAGAAACCUUACAGACAUUAAGGGAUAAUAUCACAGAAGAAAAAAUCAUUCUCAAGUUGAAACAAGAAAGAGAGGCACAAAAAUUGUUGAUGCUCGAUGAGGAGAACGAAGAAGAAAUAAAUGAAGAGGAGGAGGAAGAGGUAGAGGAGGAAGAAGAAGAAGGGGGCGGUAUAGAAGAAUGGGAAGAACAAAUUCGUGAUAUACAAACAAUGCUUAGUGAAAGCGAAGAUAACAAACUUCCCGACGAGCAAGUAAUUAAGUUACUCAAAAACUUUUUAAGGUCUAACAUAUGCCAAAAUCAAGGAUUCGUAUUGGAUGGAUAUCCGAAGACAUCAGAACAGGCUGGAGAGGUCUACGGUGGACUUGGUGGAGGUGAAGAAGAAGAGAGUCCUGGGGAAGGAGAUAUGGAUGAUUUUGAAGAUAGAUUCGCGGCUAUCGCAAAUAGCAAAAUAAUGCCACAAUACGUAUUUAGUUUAGUAGCCCCAGAUGAUUUCCUUUGCGAAAGAAUCAAAAGACAACAAGAAAAGGAUAUUGAGGGAACACAUUACACCGAACCACAUAUGAAGAGAAGACUCGAAAUUUUCAGAGAACUAAAUACAGAGGAUGAAACAGUGUUAAAUUUUUACGACGAAAUGGAAGUGCAUCCUAUAUUGUAUGACGCAACCAAAGAUACUACAGAAAACAUGGAUUUGAUCUUCGAUGCGAUUAAGAAAGUUCUCGGUAAUCCUAUCUCUUUCGGAUUGUCACUUGAAGAAGAACUUAAAGAUCAUGCUUCACAAGAAAGUGAUAUGAAAAGGCAGAUGGAAAAUAUGGAGGCUCAAAAGAAAGCCGAUGAAGAAGAAGCACUGGAAAAUUAUAAAUCAAAAAUGACAAAAUGGACUGAAACAUUGGAAGCACUCAAAGACGAAGAAGAAAAAGUUAUUAUUGCUGAAAAUGAACCUCUUAGAAGUUAUCUGAUGGAGUUUAUAUUCCCUACUCUGACGAAAGCUUUAACAGAAGUCGUUAAAAUCAAGCCAGAUGAUCCCGUUGAUUUUGUUGCCGAAUAUCUUUUCAAAAUAAAUCCAGAAGGUAAAAUGUUUGACCCUACCUUCUCACAAAAGGGUCAAGAGCUCAUGGCACUGUGCAAUGAUGCUGUAGCUUCAAUAAAUGCUACGCCCUAAUAAUACACUUUUUUCCAUUAAAAAUCAAUCAUUUAUCCAGAAGUUGAUUAUAACUAAUAUACCCAUUGGAAGGUUCAAGUAAACAGCAAAUAAUGUUUCAAAAAUAUGUAUUUAUAUACACAAAAUUUACAAUUUUGCAAGCAAUUAGGCAUUAGACAUCUGCCCAAUUGUGUUUAAAGUUUCACUUCAAGGAACACGGUUAUUUUUUAAACAACAUAAAAAAAUGGGGAAAUCGAAUGCAAACUAUUAAGACUAGAAAAAAAUUAAUUGCUAAUUAGGUGUAGAAAUACAUUAUAGCUUAAUAUAAGGAUUUGUAAUAAAUAAAAAUGUUAGCAUUAACUUAUGAACAGGACUGCAUCAAUAAUUAUCCUAGCUUGACUCUUAUUUAAAAUAAAACUAUAUGAAUUAA